Molecule: messenger RNA, 5748 nt
Organism: Drosophila albomicans
Lineage: Eukaryota; Metazoa; Arthropoda; Insecta; Diptera; Drosophilidae
Gene: Crag
Product: DENN domain-containing protein Crag
Exons: 15
Coding region: 215-5446 (1743 amino acids)
Biological process (GO): regulation of Rab protein signal transduction
Cellular component (GO): cytoplasmic vesicle
Molecular function (GO): protein binding
Source: RefSeq, a predicted model, not a curated record
AAUUUGUUAUAUAUGUGUGCCUGCGAGUGUGUGUUGUGUGUGCGUGUGUGUGUGUUUGUGCAACGCUGUGUGUUGAAAUUAACGUAGUGAGAAGAGAAGUUGCAAAAACGACGACGAAAAUUCAAACAAAAAAAAAAAAAAUACAACAGAGGACAGUAGCAUCUUAAGCAGAUAACAACGAAAUUCUUGACACGCAACACAAACACACCCGAAAAUGGAGGAGAAGCGCAUUGCCGACUACUUUGUGGUAGCCGGAAUGCCAGAGCAGCCCCAGCUGCUCCAGGAGAACAUAUUCAAUGAUUCGGGACGAUUGCGGGCCGCCAACACAAUUGAGCCCAUCACCGACAUUGGCGUCUUCUUUCCACUGCUCGGCGAACAGCUGCCCGAUGGCUACGAGCUGCUGGAGCACACGCCCACCGGCCUGCCAGCGAAUCUAAAUCACGGCUCGGUGCGCACCACCGAAUGCUAUAUAUACUUUCGACGCGGCAAAGAUCGGCCACCGCUAGUAGACAUAGGUGUGCUCUAUGAUGGCCACGAACGCAUCAUGUCCGAUGCGGAAAUUGUCGCUGAAACGCCAGGCGGACGUGUUGCCAACGUCAACAAUUCAUCGGCCAAGACAUUUCUCACCUAUCGACGCGCCCGUCCCGAGAUGCCAUGCAACGAGCUGGUGGUCACCGAACUGUGUGUGAUUGUUCAGAGCAAAGGAGAGCGACCGCCGCAUGCGUUUUGCCUGAUCUACAAGACGCUGAACAAGGGCCUUGUGGGCAGCGAUGUGUAUUUGUGCUACAAAAAGUCCAUGUAUCGGCCCAAGCAUAUUAGCUAUAAACCGGAAAUAUUGUUACGCUAUCCCACCGUCGAUCAUACGGAUUUCCCCCUUCAGCUGUGCCCCAGUGUGCCGCUCUUCUGUCUGCCCAUGGGCGCUAGCUUGGAGGCGUGGCCACAUGUCAAUGGCACCGAGAAACGCAAACCGAUCAGUCCGGUCUUUAGCACAUUUGUCCUAACCGUCAGCGAUGGCACCUACAAGGUCUAUGGAUCGGCACUCACCUUCUACGAGGAUUACGAUGAAUCGCAAUUGUCGUCAGAGCAGCGCGAGUUGCUAGGCUGGAACGAGGAGUUUGCGUCACAGCAUUCGCUGCACAUGAUCAAAGCGAUCUGUCUGCUGUCGCAUCAUCCAUUCGGCGACACCUUCGAUAAGUGGCUCAAAUACUUGCACCGCAUGGUUCUGUAUGGCAUCAAUAUACCGAUACCCGUGGAACGUUACAUUAUCCAGCUGCUGGACGAGGUGCCAUUCCCAGCGCCGAGCAUACAUCUGCAGUUGUCCAGCGAAUCGAACGAUCGCAUUCUGCUAACACAGCCCGAGGAUUCGCCAUUGCCACGCAGUGGAGCCGGUUUCUAUAUGCUAUUGCAAAAUCUCGGCACCGAUAAUUGUCUGCACGUCUUGCUGCUGGCGCUCACCGAACAGAAGAUACUCAUUCAUUCGCUCAGACCUGCUACGUUGACUGCCGUGGCUGAGGCAAUUGUCUCGCUGCUGUUUCCCUUCAAGUGGCAGUGUCCCUAUAUACCGCUCUGUCCGCUGGGCUUGGCCGAGGUGUUGCAUGCCCCAGUGCCGUAUUUAAUUGGCGUCGAUUCACGAUUUUUCGAUCUGUAUGAACCGCCCACAGAUGUCACCUGCAUUGAUCUGGAUACCAAUAACAUAAGCCUUUGCGAUUCGCAGCGCCACUUGACGCCCAAAUUGCUGCCGAAACGUGCCGCUCGACUGUUGCGUCAAACGCUCACCGAACUGGAGAAUGCCAAACCGAUUAGCUACGAUUCAACCAAUAGCUUGGAUCGGGACAUACGCAAACGGAAGCGGGAGCUGGUGCUGGAGCAACGCAUUCAGGAGGCUUUUCUGCUCUUCAUGGCGUCCAUAUUGCGUGGUUAUCGCGACUAUCUGGUGCCCAUAUCAAAGGCACCCUCAGUGGGGGCCACAGAUCCAAGUGCUCUAUUCCAGCUGAAGGCUUUUCUGCGCUCACGCGAUAAGUCGCAUCAGAAAUUCUUUGAGCUACUGAUGAAAACGCAGAUGUUCAUAAGAUUCAUUGAGGAGCGCAGCUUCGUCUCCGAUGGCGAUCAUGGGUUGAGCUUCUUCGACGAGUGCGCCGAGAAGGUGGGCGGCUAUGAUGAGACGCCCGCCCAGCUGCAUCUCGUGGACUGGGACACGGGCCAGAACAGCGAACGCACCAAGUACAUCUUUCCCCCCGACAGCGUCACCUCAAUGGCCAGCACACCUGGCGGCGGUGGCGGUGGCGGAAGCGGUGGCUCAGCUGUGGUCUCGUCCAGCUACAAUUAUCGCAACUUUACGCUGCAACCGGAGCUGUUGCAGAGCAAUAGGAAGACGGCGCUGUCACAGUUUCUGCAACUGCAGUUGAACGCAUCGCUGUCGCCGGGUUCGCCAAUUGCGCGUCGCACCAAGCACGAGGUGAAGCUGUCCCAGAAGAUGGCCAGUCGGUGUCAACAGCAUCCGGAGGCGUGGUCCAAGUAUCUGCUGGCCACGUGCUAUUCGUUGUACUUUCUGAUACUGCCCUCGAUGGUGCUGGAUACGCGGCAUGCGGGCAAGGAGCACGACAUCCUGCGGGCAGCAUACGAUGUGCUGGUGCGUGCCAGUAAAUUGAAGAUCACCUGCGAUGAGUUCUGCUAUCGCAUCAUGAUGCAGCUCUGUGGCAUACACAAUUUGCCCGUGCUGGCGGUGCGUUUGCACUAUUUGAUGAAGCGUUCGGGUGUGCAACCGAAUGCGCUGACUUAUGGCUUCUACAAUCGCUGUGUUCUCGAGUCGCAGUGGCCCAGCGACAGCACAACGCUCAGCCAGAUUCGCUGGAAUCGCAUCAAGAAUGUCGUGAUGGGUGCGGCGCACUUUCGACGCGCUGGCAAGCGAAGGGCCAGCAACAAGGUGUGCAAAUCCUUGAGUGCAUCGCAUGAUCACAAUCUCAGCACCUUGGAAAUGGUCGAUGGACAAUCGCGCAGUAGUCUCGCCAGCUCUGGAGAAGGCGCUGGAGGAGGCGGCGGUGGCGGAGGUUUACUCGAUUUUGCCGCCUUCGAUCGGCUGCGCAACAAACUGGGCAGCAUUGUGCGUCAAACGGUGACGGGUUCGGCCAGCGAUGCGCUGCCCACCGAGGAUGUGGUGAACAGCGCCGGUCUGCUGAUCAGCGGCGAGUCGACGACGAACAACAGCAGCGCCAAUGGGAGUGCAACGCAUACGUCGCCACACACGCCCACCUUUGGCGAUGGCCAGCUGUUGACUAAGCCACGCAAGCAGAUCAUGAGCAUUGGCGAUGGCGACGAUGAGGAUGAGGACGAUGACGAGGAUGAGCAUGUCCGCGUCGAUGGCAAUGGGGUGCAAAGUGCACAGACAUCGGCGCCAGUUACGCCGCAGAAGGUGAAGCAUGAUCUGCAGUUUGCUGGCGGUGAUUAUGAUCUGGAUGUGGACGGGGAUGAGGAUGAGGACGAGGAUGACGAGGAGCGGGAAGGCGACGAGCUUGACGAGCAUGUGGCGGCACAGCGAGCCAGACAACGUGUCCAGAGUCCCACCAAAAUUUCGCCAAGAACGCCUGUGACCCAAAAUGAUCCACUUGGCGCCCUCAACGAGGAGGAGUCCACGCCCACGCAGCAGCAGCAGCCGGAGGCGCAGUCAGCAGAGAUGGCAACCGGAGCCGCAGCUGCGACAGCGGCUCAGCUCAAUAGCAACAUGUACAGCGAUAAGCCGAUAUUGUUCAGGGGUCAACGCAGUGCCACGUUCGAUGAAUCGACACAGAUCGGAAAGAGUAUGCACAGGUCGGAGACGAUGCCAGUGGCCAGCAGUGGAGUGACGCACAGUUUGGCCAAUAUUGGUUCAUCGCUGAAGUUUACGUUCGGACGUUAUUCACCCGCACGAUUGUCCCUUAAGAAAGACUUGAAAUUGCCCGCCAAUAUUAUAGAAAAUAUAUCGAGCAUAAGCCCCAGCCUGACUGGCAAAAAGUCCAACGAACUGAUCCAGGGCAGUCUGAGCAGCAUCAAAUAUGCGGCCAAUUCGCUAACGCGUAAAUUCGAUGAGAUCAAAGGCGCGAUAUCAGCGAACUCGACGCCGGUCAAGACGAACAACGGAGGCCACCAGCAGCAUCAGCAUCACCAUCAUCAUCAUCACCACCACCAUCACCUGCAACACCACCAUCAUCAUCAGCAGCAACAGGAUUCGUAUGGCGGCGGUGGAGGAGGCGGCGCUGGUGAGGAGCAUGACGCACCUGGCGGGUACGCCGAUGAGGGGAAACUGCGACGCGUCUCCAGCGAUUUGGAUCCAUGGGGCAAGCUAAGUGAGUCGCGCAAGUCCAGCUACAACAAUCUGGUGCCGCUGGGCGAGAACAGUUCCAGUGCGGCGCUGCAUAUGCACGCAUUUCCUGCGCUGCCCGACAAUCUCUACAGCCCCUUGACUGAGGCCUCGGCUGAUCCCGAUUGCGAUGUGCUGAUACAGCUGACGACCUGUUCGCAGUGCCACAAUUGUUCGGUGCUCGUCUACGAUGAGGAGAUCAUGAGCGGUUGGUCGGCGGAGGAUUCCAAUUUGAAUACCACGUGCCAUGCGUGCAACAAGCUGACUGUUCCGUCCCUCACCGUUCAGAUCACACGUCUAUCCGCCUCCUCCACGACGACGGACAGUGAAACAGAUGCUGUCGACGGUGCAGUCCGACUCGAUGGCGGAGGAGGAGGAGGAGGAGGCGAAGGUGGUGUGGCCCAUGACAAGUCGUGCCUUAAGUUGCCGUAUCUAAAUCCGUUGGUGCUGCGUAAGGAGCUGGAGAAUAUACUCACACAGGAGGGCGACAUGGCGCUGAUUAAGCCCAAUUUCGUGGAGGAGCAUCCCAUCAUCUAUUGGAACCUCUUGUGGCUCAUGGAGCGCAUUGAGAGCAAAACCCAUCUGCCUGAACUCUGUCUGCCAGCAGCUAGUGACGAGGAGCAACUGGAUCCACUGACCAAGGUGAAGACGGUCCACAUACAAUGCCUGUGGGACAAUCUUAAUCUGCACAGCGAAACCAGCGGUCCGCCCAUGUAUAUUCUUUACCGCGAGACGCAGCCAACGAGCCCAUUAAUCAAGGCUCUGCUCACCGAUCAGGCACAGCUCAGCAAGAACGUCAUUCAGCAAAUCCUUUCGGCCAUACGCUGCAAUGAUCUGGCCACGCCACUGAAGCGUCUGGCCAACGAGCGCCACAAGCUGAAGAACAAUGGCGUGGAACGUUCGCAUUCCUUCUACAGGGACAUACUCUUUCUGGCACUCACCGCCAUCGGACGGGCCAAUGUCGAUCUGGCGACAUUCCAUCGCGAGUAUGCGGCCGUCUUUGAUAAGCUGACGGAGCGCGAAUGCAACAUGUAUUAUCGCAAUCAGGAUUUGCCGCCAUCGGCAUCGACGAUCUUCUGUCGGGCGUAUUUCAAGCCGUUGUUGUUGCCCUGACGCGUGGCGAUAAUUAACGAUGGAGGCGCUGAGGAUGCGGACGACGAAGCAGAUGCGGAUGAUGAUGACGACGACGACGUCGAAGAUGAUGACGUCGAUGAUGAGCAACCCUAAAAGACAACAAGAAGAAGGCGACCAAAAUGAGAAAUAUAUGUGUAUGGAAGAAUAUAAGAAAAAGACAACAAAACGCUUAACACAACCCACAUCAAUUGACAACAAAAACAACAACAACAAAAGGAAAAGAAAAACCUAAAAACCAUUUUGACUUGUAAAUGACUUGAACUUAAAAUUUAAGUACUUAA